Messenger RNA from Temnothorax curvispinosus, 1797 nucleotides. Its product is annotated as 3-hydroxyisobutyrate dehydrogenase, mitochondrial. Gene Ontology annotation, cellular component: mitochondrion. Gene Ontology annotation, biological process: L-valine catabolic process. The transcript has 8 exons. The coding region runs from base 647 to 1609 and encodes 320 amino acids. The record is from RefSeq and is a predicted model, not a curated record. NCBI's taxonomy places the organism in Eukaryota, Metazoa, Arthropoda, Insecta, Hymenoptera, Formicidae. Gene Ontology annotation, molecular function: NADP binding; NAD binding; 3-hydroxyisobutyrate dehydrogenase activity.
UUUACGAAAAUUAGAGCAAUCAUAGAGAUUUGUUAAGAUAGAAAUUGGUAACCCCUUUUGGAGACUUUAGAGAAAAAAUGGGACUCUAUAAGCUAUCGAAUGACAUUAUUUAUUACUCUACGAUUAUUAGUUUCGCGAAGAUAUAAACAUUCAAAGUGUGACAUGUUUUCGUUACAUCUGUGCCUGGAUUUACCCCCUCCCCUUACUGUCGACAAAUACGUAGUUCUACGUCAAAAGAAUUAUUAUAUAAUGAUGAACAAACUGCGAAAUCCAUUCGAAUCACCCGCCAUCGAAGCAUUGUUCAUUAUCAAUUCUUAUCAAGUUACGUAAUGUGUUUUCAUGCUUAAUCAUAAAUGAGACGUCGCUGCUGUCGCGUUUUCUAUGCCAUCGGCAGUGUUCUUUUACAACCUAACAUAAGUUUCUCUUGUCUCUCGCCAAAAAUUUACUUUCUUCAUACUUCUUUCGCUAAUUAACACUUAUUGUUAGACGUAUGAUAACGAGCAGCUGAUACGUGUCUUGUCGAAACGAGUUUUUAUUGGCGCGAUAUAUUUAACUUGAUCAGCACAAAAGUCAGCAUUAUUUCUGUUGGUCAAAAAGUGAAUUAUUUGCUGAUAUUUAUGAUUCAUCACUUUUACAAGUACUAAGAAUGAGCGUUUUGACGCUUACGAACUUGUUUGCUAGCACGACAGCAGGCAUCAAUUUAGGAGCAAGAUGUUAUUCAAAAAUAGGAUUCGUUGGAUUGGGCAACAUGGGCAGUCAUAUGGCGAGAAAUCUGCUGAAGAAGGGAUAUAAGCUCACUGUAUAUGACGUGAACAAAUCCGCGGUGACGAAUUUAGUGGAAACGGGUGCAAGUUGUGCGUCAGAUGCGGCUGAAAUGUCAAAAGAAGUUGAAGUUGUCAUUUCGAUGUUACCUUCGAAUGAACAUGUUCUUGAUGUAUACACUGGCAAAAACGGCGUGUUUAGUACAGCGAAAAACAAUGUUCUACUGAUCGACAGCAGUACCAUAGACCCAUCCGUGUCUCAGUUGGUCGCAUCGCAGGCUCGAGAACGGAAUUUGAGAUUUAUCGACAGUCCCGUUUCAGGAGGUGUAAACGCAGCCAAGGAUGGCACAUUAACAUUCAUGGUGGGCGGCUCGGAGACAGACUUUAACGAUGCGAAAUCUAUCCUCGAAGCUCUGGGAUCUAGAAUAGUGCACUGCGGAGACGUAGGCAUGGGACAGGCCGCUAAGCUCUGUAAUAAUAUGUUAUUAGCCAUUAGUAUGAUUGGCACUGCGGAGGCAUUCAACCUUGGGCAAAAGUUAGGCUUGGACGCCAAAAUAUUUGCGGACAUCGUCAAUUCCAGCACAGGCAGAUGCUGGUCUUCCGAUCUUUACAAUCCGGUCCCAGGAAUUUUGCCCAAUGUUCCCAGCUCGAAAAACUAUGAGGGCGGUUUCGGGACAACGUUGAUGGCCAAAGACCUGGGAUUGGUGCAAUCCGCCGCGACCAGAACGCAAACUCCGAUUCCCCUCGGUUCUCUGGCGCAUCAAAUUUAUAGAGCGAUCAUUGCUCAAGGAUUCUCGGACAAGGAUUUCAGCGUGGUCUAUCAGUUCCUUAAAGAGGGCGCCAGUUGAUAGGCAGGGGCUAAUAAAUGAUACCUGUUAGCGGCAAGGUCACUAUUGACUUUAAUAACGGGUAAAAUUUUAUUAAGACUGUAUGUAGGUGUAAUAUAAAAAAUGAAACUAUGUAUUAUUGUGCCAAAUAGACUUGCUCCUACUGGCUGUACUUAAUAUUUUUCUAAUAAAAAAAAAUAAAUGAUUUC